GUCACCUACGAGACCUGCUGGGGCUACUACGACGUGAGCGGCCAGUACGACAAGGAGUUCGAGUGCAACAACAGCGAGAGCGGCUACCUGUACUGCUGCGGCACCUGCUACUACCGCUUCUGCUGCAAGAAGCGCCACGAGAAGCUGGACCAGCGCCAGUGCAACAACUACCAGAGCCCCGUGUGGGUGCAGACGCCCAGCACCAGGGUGGUGUCGCCGGGGCCCGAGAACAAGUACGACCCCGAGAAGGACAAGACCAACUUCACCGUCUACAUCACCUGCGGGGUGAUCGCCUUCGUCAUCGUGGCCGGCGUCUUCGCCAAGGUCUCCUACGACAAGGCCCACCGCCCUCCGCGGGAGAUGAACAUCCACAGGGCUCUGGCUGACAUCUUGAGACAACAGGGACCAAUCCCCAUAGCACACUGUGAAAGAGAAACGAUCUCGGCCAUCGAUACCUCCCCCAAAGAGAGCACGCCGGUCAGAUCGUCCUCCAAAAACCACUACACGCCUGUGCGCACGGCCAAGCCACCUCCAGGACAUUAUGGGAAAGAUGCUCACCGAAGUGGAGGAGCUGAUCUCCAUAACUUCAUCUCGUCCGGAUUUGUCACGUUAGGAAGAGGACACUCGAAGGGUGAUCAUCAGUAUAACCACCCGAUUCUAAGCAGUGCUACCCAGACCCCUACACAUGAGAAGCCACGAGUGAACAACAUCCUGACAUCAGCCACUGAGCCCUAUGACCUGUCCUUCUCCCGCUCCUUCCAGAACUUGGCCCACCUUCCCCCGUCCUACGAGUCUGCAGUGAAGAGCCACCCCAGCAAGUACUCUUCCCUGAAGAGGCUAACCGACAAGGAGGCUGAUGAGUAUUACAUGAGGAGGCGGCACCUGCCCGACCUGGCUGCCCGGGGCACCCUGCCCCUCAACGUCAUCCAGAUGUCCCAGCAGAAGCCCUUGCCUCGGGAGAGGCCCCGCCGGCCCAUCCGCGCCAUGUCGCAAGACAGGGUCCUGUCCCCCGAGCGGCGCCUGCCCGAUGACUUCUGCCUGCCCUACGACCGCAUUCUGUCGGAUGAGCAGCUGCUCUCCACCGAGCGCCUGCACUCCCAGGACCCCCUGCUGUCCCCCGAGCGGACGGCCUUCCCCGAGCAGUCCCUGUCCAGGGCCAUCUCGCACACGGACGUCUUCGUGUCCACGCCCAUGCUGGACCGCUACCGCAUGACCAAGAUGCACUCCCAUCCCAGUGCCUCCAGUAACUCCUACGCCACCCUGGGCCAGAGCCAGACGGCUGCCAAGCGCCAGGCCUUCGCCUCGCGCAGACACAACACGGUGGAGCAGCUGCACUAUAUCCCCGGCCACCACACCUGCUACACAGCCAGCAAGACCGAGGUGACCGUGUGAUGCACCGGACAGGGCCAGGCGCCUGGCAGGGCGGGGCAGGGCAGGGCAGGAGGGACCUGGAGCAGAGCUUCUAGCCCCACAGGGCUCCCUUCCAUUGUCCCCUCUGCAGGAGGUGGGGGUGGGCUAUCUUUGCCCAGAAAGCCAUCCUCCCAGACAGAGCCCGUGGCCUGGCACAGCACGCUCAGACCUGGGGUCUGAGCAAUCGCUCCCUCCUCCAGGAGAGUCCGGGGGAGUGAGGAGAGGGGCUAGGCCCAGUCCCACCCCACCACCAUCACCAACUCCCUUUCAGUUCCAUGUCCUCUCCCCCCCUUCCUGGGGCUCAGCUGCAGGCCUGUCAGCCAAGAGGCCCUGGCCUGACCCGGGUCCGAAGCUGCCUGGGUUCGAAUAGGCCAGCAGGUGCAGUCAAUGGGCUGACCGAAUAGGCUACUCGGUCUCAUUCAUUCACCUAGAACUGCAUUCCCGGAAUCUUCUAGUGCCUAAAAACUGCCUGCUCGCUCUCGGAGACAGGGAGCUGCUGUGUCCAUAAGCACAAUAACGAUUUUCUCUGCCUGCUGG
This is a messenger RNA of Miniopterus natalensis, 1947 nucleotides long. RefSeq names its product shisa family member 6 (gene SHISA6). Gene Ontology annotation, cellular component: AMPA glutamate receptor complex; postsynaptic density; postsynaptic membrane. NCBI's taxonomy places the organism in Eukaryota, Metazoa, Chordata, Mammalia, Chiroptera, Miniopteridae. The record is from RefSeq and is a predicted model, not a curated record. Gene Ontology annotation, biological process: regulation of short-term neuronal synaptic plasticity; regulation of AMPA receptor activity.